Baudoinia panamericana UAMH 10762 is the source of this 1711-nucleotide messenger RNA. RefSeq lists its product as uncharacterized. The coding region runs from base 98 to 1384 and encodes 428 amino acids. Gene Ontology annotation, molecular function: polyubiquitin modification-dependent protein binding. The record is from RefSeq and is a predicted model, not a curated record. Gene Ontology annotation, cellular component: cytosol. The transcript has a single exon. Gene Ontology annotation, biological process: ubiquitin-dependent protein catabolic process. Lineage: Eukaryota; Fungi; Ascomycota; Dothideomycetes; Mycosphaerellales; Teratosphaeriaceae.
ACCUGGACGUUUGAACGUCCCCUCAGUCUCGCCUGGCAUAGCACGGGUAGAGGAGUCUCUAAUCAGCUGGAAAAUAUUCCAUUGUGACGUGGCCAUCAUGGCCGACAGCACCACCGCAACCGCUGGUGAUGAGGACGAGCAACAGAUCACCUUCAACAUCAAGUCGUCCGCAGAUGCCAAGUAUGUUGUUACGCUGCCUGUCUCGGCGACAGUAGGCGAUCUUAAGCAGAAGCUUUCCACAUCAGAAUACGCCAAUCUUCCUCCAGAGCGGCAGCGUUUAAUAUACAGUGGGCGAGUGCUCAAGGAUCCAGAUACGAUAGGCAGUUGCAAGAUCAAGGAUGGCAACACCGUCCAUCUUGUCCGAGGCGCAGAGAGCAACCAGCGGCAGAACCCAGCGAAUCAAGGAGGUGCUGCUGUGCCAUCUGCAGCAGGUCAGCCACCAAGCAAUGUACCCACAAACAUCGCUGCUGGUCCGGGUGCGGCGAACCCACUUGCACAGUUGACUGGCGCACGUUAUGCUGGCUUUCAUGGCCUACCAGGCAUGGACAUGUUUGGCGCAGACGGCGGCAUGGGCGCCCCUCCAAAUGCAGAUCAGAUGCUUAGAAUGCUCGAAGAUCCGAACUUUGCGACACAGAUGAAUGAGGCUAUGAACAACCCUGCAGUACUAGACAUGCUACGGAACAAUCCAAUGAUAAGAGACAAUCCGAUGGCGAGAGCGGCGAUCGAGAAUCCAGAGUUCAGGCGCAUGAUGCUCAACCCUGAUAUGAUUCGCAUGCAAAUGCAGAUGCAGCAGGCGAUGGGUGGUGGUGCUGGAGCAGGUGCGUUUCCAAUGCCAGGUGCGACCGACACAACGCAGGCGGCGGAGGGCAUGGACGCACCGUCGACAGCUGGCAGUAACACCACUGGCGGCGCAGCAACAAACGCGCAGGCCCCAGCGAAUCCUUUCGCAGCCCUGUUCCCUGGCGCAGGAGCACUAGGACAAGGAGCAGGUGCCACUGGCGCCCAAGCAAAUCAGCAGAAUCCUUUCGGUAGUCUCUUCGGUGCACCACAAGGCGAUCAACAGAACAACCCGAUAGCCUCCAUGACGCAGCAAAUGAUGCAAAACCCGCAACUCAUGCAGCAAAUGAUGGGGAUGAUGGGCGGCGGUGCAGGCGGUGCAGGCGCUGGUCAAGGUGGGUUCAAUCCGUGGGCAGCUAUGGGCGGCGCUGGCAGCCCUGAGCCUCCACAACCGGCUGACGACCGACCGCCGGAGGUGCGCUAUGAGAGCCAGCUACGGCAGCUGAAUGACAUGGGCUUUUACGAGUUUGAGCGGAACGUACAGGCUUUGAGGCGGAGCGGUGGAAGCGUACAGGGUGCCGUGGAGCACCUGCUAAGCAACCCUUGAGCAUAAGCGAGCCCAGUACCGGUUCGUUGUGCAAAGCAUACGAUUAGACUAGUAUCGCGCGUAGUUGUGCGCGCACGCAUACGCCUCAUACGAAGCCACGAGAGCAUAACGAGCGGUACAAACACAUGACUCGCCGACGACACUGUCGUGGUUUUUGUUCAAGAUGCGCCACUCUGGUCUCUAUAAGCUCUUUGUACUGGGAGCUUCGUGCUCAAGACAAGGUCUCAGAGGCUUCAUUGUGCCUCUAACUUCUGGCGACGCUUACACGCUGACUCAGAAGGCGUGACUACUCCAGAAGUGUGAAACACCAUCUCAUCCACUUGGACA